Opisthocomus hoazin is the source of this 1551-nucleotide messenger RNA. The record is from RefSeq and is a predicted model, not a curated record. Lineage: Eukaryota; Metazoa; Chordata; Aves; Opisthocomiformes; Opisthocomidae.
AUGGACAGACUGCGCCUGUGUGUUCACGCGUGCGCCCGGCUGCUGGCACUAAAUGAGUUUUUCCCCCAAAUCAUACAGGAGACUUCCAAAAGCUCCCUUCAGAAGACCCUCCACGCCUCAGGCCAAUCUCUGGUCAAGAGGCAGGGCUGCGUUUUCCCUCCCAGGAGGAAGGAUCACAUCGUGAUGGUGAACGGCCUCUCCAUGGAGAACGUCUCGUCCUCCUUCGCCAUCCAGACGCUGAAAACCUGUGGCAAGACCGCCAACAUCGUGAGUGUGCCUCGCGGUGGGACGGGGGCCAGCGUUGCGCACGGGACCGCACUGUGCCUGUCCCCAUCCCAGCUCCCCUGUCCCACACAACCCGUGGUUCCCGUCUGGGGCUUGGAAAUUGCGGUAGAAACAUCUCCUGGCAGAGACAGCUGCACUCACCAUCCUCUCCUUCUCAUUUUCCACCUGCAGACACUGAAAAGAUCGAAGAAAGUCCACCUCCCCGCGAGCAAGAGCAGCCCCGCGUCCCCUGCCGCCCCCCGGCGCUGUGACUCGGACGAGGACUGUGGGCUGCACGGUGCCGAUCCAGCCCUGCACCGCUCCCGGGACGACCUGGACCACAGCCAGGGCUAUGACGGGGACUCGUCCAGCGAGAGGAGCUCGGGCCACCACCGGGACGACCGCCGGCACCACAGGACGCGGACGGAGGGGACCCUCACCCUGCUCGUCCUCCGGGACCACCGGCAGUUCCUGGUCAACAUCCGCGACGUAGAAGACAGCCAGAGCGACAGCUCCCGGAUGGACGAUAUCUCUGACAUCGACUCUGAACUGUCCCAUCCGCCGUACCCUGUGAACGACACCAGUUUCCAGAACCUGACCCGCGAGGAGGCCUUGGAGUAUCUCAUGAGGCUGCCGCCGGGCAAGGACGUCACGCUGCGGACCCAGAGCAAGCAGGACAUUUACAGGAAGGUGAUCUCGUCCAGCGUGGGGGACUCCUUCUACAUCCGGACACACUUUGACUUCGAGAAGGACACACCGUCGGGGCUCAGCUUCGUCCGGGGGGACGUCUUCCACGUGCUGGACACCAUGUACCGGGGCAGGCUGGGGAGCUGGCUGGCUGCGCGCGUGGGCAGGGACCUGCAGGAGCAGGACAAGGGCAUCAUCCCCAACCAGAGCAGUGGGCACCUUGGGGAGCGGCCGGUGGUGAUCCUGGGCCCCAUCGCAGAUAUCGCCAUGCAGAAGCUGAGCACGGAGCUGCCCGAGCUGUUCGAGAUUGCCCCGAGCGUGCCCCGAGACGGGGCAUCCUCCAAGGUCAUCAAGUUGGACUCGGUGCGGCAGAUCGCGGAGAAGGACAAGCACGCCCUGUUGGACAUCACGCCCUCAGCCGUGGAGCGCCUCAACUACGUGCAGUACUACCCGGUGGUGGUGUUCUGCCAGCCCGAGAGCCGGCAGGGCAUCAAGGCCAUGCGCCAGUGGCUGGCGCCCGACUCCAGGAAGACACCAGGCCAGGGCGAGGGAGCCUGUGAAGCAGCGGGACAGGCACCGUGUGGGCACUGCGAGGCGUGA